AUGCUUGGCCCUUUAAAAGAAAACUCUGACUAAUCAGAUUCUGAAGAUAUAAUCGAUGAAUAAACCAACAAUUUAAUUGGAAUAUUCAAGGUUCGUAAAUUAAUAGAUUCAGACAAAUAACCCACUGAUCCUCAAUUAGUUAAAAUAUAGGAUUAUUUGAAAUGUCCUAUAUGCUUAAGUUUAUUUAAAUAGGCAGUCUAUAUAAAGGAUUGUAGUCAUAGAUUUUGCAAGGAAUGUAUAGAGAAGAGUAUAAGAUCACAAAGAGAGAAAUCUUGUCCGACAUGCAGAAAAAAAAUAGCAACAAGAAGAGACUUGCGUGUUGAUGAGAUUGUGUCUAAAAUGCUCAAUACUGUAGUUCCUGACAUGGAAUAAUAUCGCAUAUAGGAAGACUUACAAAUAUAAUAAGAAAUUAAGAACUUUAGUUAAUAAAAAUAGAAAAAUGAGGAAAUCUAAAAAUUAGUCAGUCAAACUGAUACCAUACUAUCGUGCAACGUUCAGCUCUAUGCUCAAAAUUAAUUGAUUCAUCAAAUCGAUAAAAACUAUAUCAGAGCUCCUUUUAAUACAACAGUGUCAGACAUUAUUUAAUUGAUUGGACUCAAAUUAAAUUUGCCUGAAGAAUUCACCCAAUAUAUUGACAUUUACAUCAAUAAUGAAAUUCAAACACAAAUGGACAAAACUUUGGCUGAACUAAAUUCUGAAUAUUGGGGGAGGAAGGAAGAUUUUUAAAUUUAUAAUCCGAACGAUUUUCAUAAAUGGAGCAGUUCAGAAAUGAAUAUUGCUAAUAGAUAAAUACACUAUUCUAUAGAUAGAUUUUAUCAAGGGUAUCUUUGA
Molecule: messenger RNA, 831 nt
Organism: Paramecium tetraurelia
Lineage: Eukaryota; Ciliophora; Oligohymenophorea; Peniculida; Parameciidae
Exons: 2
Cellular component (GO): ubiquitin ligase complex; PcG protein complex
Molecular function (GO): ubiquitin protein ligase activity; chromatin binding
Source: RefSeq, a predicted model, not a curated record